Molecule: messenger RNA, 1891 nt
Organism: Paramacrobiotus metropolitanus
Lineage: Eukaryota; Metazoa; Tardigrada; Eutardigrada; Parachela; Macrobiotidae
Product: cytosolic Fe-S cluster assembly factor narfl-like
Exons: 8
Coding region: 126-1544 (472 amino acids)
Biological process (GO): iron-sulfur cluster assembly
Cellular component (GO): cytosolic [4Fe-4S] assembly targeting complex
Molecular function (GO): 4 iron, 4 sulfur cluster binding
Source: RefSeq, a predicted model, not a curated record
GUCCGUCACAAGGAACAGCAGAGAGUCUGGAAUAAUUUGAUUUUGGCAAAUAUAUGUGUUAGUAUAAUUUUGUUUUCAAGCAGUCCAAUUUUUUUACGGACAACUAACGUAUUCCAUCGUUCUCCAUGAUGGAAGGAUUCAGCGGAACUUUGCGUUUGACUGAUUUAAAUGACUUUAUUGCUCCAACUCAGGAAUGUAUAAAACCAGUAAAAAUUGAGCGAGCAGGUGGUAAAGCAGGGUCCAUCAAAAUUACUUCUACCGGUGAAUACACGGAAGUGGAUGCUGAAGGAACGGAAACGAAGCUGGCGAAAGCAGAGAUUACGUUGAAUGACUGUCUGGCGUGUAGUGGAUGCGUUACCUCCGCGGAAACCGUUCUGAUUCAGCAGCAGAGUACGGACGAACUCAUUCGAAUCUUGGAUCAAAAUGCUCAAGUGCCUGUGCAAGAAAAGAAAUUUAUCGUCCUCUCAGUCUCGGAUCAGUCGCUUGCAUCCAUUGCGACACGCUAUGGGCUUUCGAUGCGUGAAUGUCAGCAGCGAUUGACGGGACUUUUCAAAUCCAUGGGAGUUCAUAAAGUGUUUGAUCUCGGUGUUGCAUCCGCUCUUUCUCUUUUGGAAAGCCGAGAAGAAUUUCUGGAGCGGAUGGCAAAUCGCGAGAUAAAAGGCGCUCUUCCAAUGUUUGCUUCUGCGUGUCCAGGAUGGAUCUGUUACGCGGAAAAGACUCACGGUUCCUUUAUCCUUCCUUUUAUUAGUAGCACGAAAUCACCCCAGCAGAUUAUGGGCUCACUCGUCAAGCAUUAUCUAUCCACGCAUUCCAAUAAAACUCCGAAUGAGGUGUUCCAUGUCUCUCUAAUGAUGUGCUACGAUAAAAAAUUGGAAGCUAGUCGGGAUGAUUUUUACGACGAUGUGUACCGCACCCGGGAUGUUGAUUUAGUUAUCACUUCCGUGGAAGUGGAGAAAAUGUUAGAGAAACGUCUAGUGGAUCUAAGAGAAUGCACUUUAGAGAAUGUCGAUGUCCUGCCGAAUUUCGAGCAGUACUCCGGUCAUUACGGUAGUGGAGCUGGUGGCUAUUUGGAGAGUAUUUUCAGAUAUGCGGCACAACAAUUGUUCCACAAAGAUGUGGAUCGUGUCGAAUACAAAACCGUUCGAAAUCAAGACCUUCGUGAAGUUACGUUGGAAAUUGAUGGACAACCAAAACUUCGCUUCGCGGCGGCUUAUGGCUUCAGGAAUAUUCAAAAUAUCGUUCAGAAGAUGAAAAGAGGGAAAUGUCCGUACGAUUUCGUGGAGAUAAUGGCUUGUCCAUCCGCCUGCUUGAAUGGUGGUGGACAAAUCCGAGCUCCCGAUACAGAAGUCACAAAGGAUUGGUUGGACAAAGUUCAAACACGUUUUCUGGAGUACGAAAAUCAAGAUCUUCUGAAGCCGGCUGCCUCUGUGGAUGCAUUUGACCUGUGGUUGGAAGGGAAGAAUUCGCCGAAAAGAAAGGAAUUCUUGCACACCCAGUACCAUUCUUUAGAGAAUAACACUUUUAAUUUAAAUAUAAAAUGGUGACAUUGUGCACAGCAGUACGAAUUUUGGGUUUGUAGCUAAUUGUUCGCGUGUGCACCUGAAAUUGAGUCAUUGCAGAUAAUCGAUAAUCUUUUCCGUAUACUUUGUAUAUAGUGGAACAAAUUACAGUUAAUAGGCGACACCGCAGCUUCGCGCUCAUGGUCAACGGCGUUUUAAUAUUUAGCGAUAAUAACGUAUUCACAACCUUGUACAGACUGUAGACGGUUUUAUCACAACCAAUAUAUUUAAAUAAGCUCCUUGUUAAGGCAAUGCUAACAUUCUAAUAACAGGUAACUCGACGUUAAGCGGAUGUACUUCGCAAUGAGGAAUCAAAUGUCACCGUUACACUU